AUGGACGCCGUCGCAAUCCAAGAUGCCAACAAGAUCAGAGUCGCCAUGGGCCUUGCGCCCUUGCCCGUACCCGGCGAAGACGGCCUCCAAUUCAAGUCAAAGGACGACGGAGAAGAAUCAGAUCCUGACGACAUGAGCACACUCGAAAAGCGCCAGGCAGCCGCAGGCGACAACUGGAAGAAACUGCAAGAUGAAGAAACUGCAAGGCAAGAGCGUCUGGCUCGCAAGGAAGCCAUCAAAAGGGCCCGCGAUAUCGAACUACGGAACGCAAAGUUGGAAGGAAAGGGUCUGGGCGACGCAGAAGAGGCAGACAUGGACACCAAAACUUGGUUGUUGCAACAAAAGAAGCGUCAAAAGAAGAUUGAGAAAGCAAGAAAGUACGAGGAAGAGCAGGCUGAACUCGAGCGUCAAGCACAAGCAGAAUACUCGGCGAAGGAUCUGGCUGGCGUCAAGGUCGCCCACGAGCUGGAUCAGUUUGAUGCUGAAGGCGAACAAAUCCUGACACUGAAGGACGCUGUCAUCGGCGACGAAAGCGAAGAUGACGAACUCGAGAACCUGGAUCUGCGCGCAAAAGAACAACUACAAGAGAAGCUGGAGCGCAAGAAGAACAAGCCUGUUUACAACCCUAAUGACAUGGACGACGGAAACCGCUCGAUUCUCGCGCAUUACGAUGAAGAGAUCGAGGGCAAAAAGAAGAAGGCAUUCACUCUGGAUACAUCUGGUGCGAUCGAUCAAGCAGCUGUCGCGGCUCGAAGGGAAGCUGCGGAAGCAGAGCGCAUUGGCGUCAAAGGCGUCAAGUUCAGUCUGGACGAGCUCAAAGACGACACACCCAUCUCAGAUUACCAAGAUCCGUCAACUGCCAAAAUCCGCAAGCCCAAGAAGCCGAAGAAGGCCAAAACUACUCGAACAAAGGCUGCCGACGACGACGACAUCUUCCCUCUACCUACACAACAAACUUCUGGAGACCAGAUGGAUGUUGAUGGUCAACCGGCAGCAAAUGGCGCUGCUAAGAAACGUGCCUUUGAAACUUUCGACGAUGAUGAUCUACAAGCCAAGCUGGCAGAACAACGCCGACAAGCAUUGAAGAAGCGUAAGAAGACUGAUGCUGCUGAGCUGGCUCGCCGCAUACGUGAAGAGGAAUCUGCAACACCAAUGAACACUGCCGAAGACGAUGAGGAGCCUGGCCUUGUCAUCGAUGAGACCACCGAGUUUGUCUCCAAUUUGAGACGCCCACAAUCACCAGAUUCGGCAGACGAGCGUCCCAGAGCCACCUCAACCCCUGCUGCCGGAGUCAAGGACGAAGACGAGACAAUGCAAGAAUCUUACGCUGCGGUCGAAGACGAAGAAGAUGCUCGUGCCCGACGCGAAGCCGAAGAACGAGGAUCAGUCGCACCACCAGCAAUGACAUCUACUGGCUUCGAGGACGAAGAAAACACUACAACCGGAGCUGGAGGCAUCCUCAACAUGCUCCGCAAACGCGGUCUCGUUCAAGAAAAUGACGCUGACAAAGCCAACGCAGCCGUUCGCGCCAAAGAGCAAUUCCUUGCCGAGAACCAAGCACUCGUCGAUGAGUACGACCGAAAGACCAGAGAAGAGCGUGAAGUAGACCGUAAAUCUGGUCGCUGGGAUCGCAUGUCCCACCGCGAGCGCGAAAACUACCAACGCCAACAAAACGAGAAAAGAGACGCCUAUCUUGCACAACUACAAGCCGAGCACUUCAAGCGCUCUUACAAGCCCAAUGUUCAGCUUCGCUACAAUGAUGAAGACGGCCGCGAGAUGAAUCAGAAGGAGGCCUUCAAGCAUCUCAGUCAUAGGUUCCACGGCAAAGGCAGUGGCAAGCAGAAGACUGAGAAGCGUAUGAAGAAGAAACAGGAAGAGGAUGAGAGGCAGAGGAAGUCGCUGCUGGGCUUCACUGGCGCCAACGAGGCUGUCGGCGCUACAGCGAAGAAGAACAGGCAGGCAGGUGUCAGGUUGCAGUAA
Aureobasidium musti is the source of this 1980-nucleotide messenger RNA. The record is from the annotation of a GenBank genome assembly. NCBI's taxonomy places the organism in Eukaryota, Fungi, Ascomycota, Dothideomycetes, Dothideales, Saccotheciaceae.